Thrips palmi is the source of this 4091-nucleotide messenger RNA. RefSeq names its product ensconsin-like. The transcript has 16 exons. Lineage: Eukaryota; Metazoa; Arthropoda; Insecta; Thysanoptera; Thripidae. Gene Ontology annotation, biological process: microtubule cytoskeleton organization. Gene Ontology annotation, cellular component: microtubule cytoskeleton. Bases 16 to 2916 code for a protein of 966 amino acids. The record is from RefSeq and is a predicted model, not a curated record.
UUCACGCCCGUCAGAAUGCUGACGGCGGCGCGAGCCACUGCGGGACCCCCGGGACUGACGUCGACGUCGUCGUCCGGCGUGGCGCGCCGCGACCAGCCUCGCGACGUGCACGACUACGACCAGGGCAUCGACCACGUGGACCUGGACCACUUGUUCCUGCUGCCGGUGCGCGUGCUGAGCAUGGACAGCGCCAGCCUGCGCAAGGACCUCGCCGGCCUGGACUUCAACGUGCACCUCCUGCACAGCGGGCCGCAGGGCAACGUCUGGCUGUCCGGUGCUACUUCAGAUGCCCUAAACCAGAGACCCAGCUCGGCGAAUGGAGGAAAGCCACUCCCAGCAGCUGGAAAAGCAGGGCGGCGUGAUCCAAACAAUCAGACGCUGCAUUGGUUCGCUCACGUUGGGCCGGACAGCAACAAGCACAAUAUACAAGUUUCAGCGCAAGAGCAAGUGAAUCACAAUGCGCUUCCAGCUGGUAAAGAAAAUGCUGCAAUACAACGGGAAAGAGAAGAACGCCUCCGCAUUCUCCGUGAAAAGCAGACUGAAGAGAGGCAAAGAAAACUAGAAGAGCUCAAACAACAGGCUUUAGCUGCCCAAAAGUUUCGAGAGCAGAAGGAAGAGGAAAGAAGGCGGAGGAUAGAAGAUAUGAGACAACGGGAUGGUGAUAGACGUCACCAGGUUGAAGAACGUAAAAGACAAAUUCAUGAAGCAGAACAGGAGAGGCGAACGGCAAUUUUAAGAAAAAACCAGGAACGAGAAGCGAGAAUCGAAAUGAAACGAAAGAAUGAACGCAGUUCAAUAGUGUUUGCAUUUGGAAGCUCAACACCUCGAAUGCUCGAACCUGCUGAUACAGGCGGCUCCUACUGGGCUACUCGACGCGCUACCUCAACAACUACUCUCUUCAGUGGAGCCCCACUUACCUUGACGAGACGAGGAUCUGAGCGAGAUCUUGAUGGCAGCAAGAAGAGAGCCACCUCUGCCUCUGGAUUAGAUCGCAAACCAGGUGGCGGGGUGGUGCCGCCGCACGCGCUGCCGCUCGACGAGGACUGUGCCGCCACAUCCCCCGACGGCGUGGGCUCCGGGUACAUGACUCCCCGCAGCGCCAUGGCGGCCACGGCGGCGCGCCGGAAGACGGACCUCAUCCCGACCACGCCGUCCCCCAGGGACGGCCAGGGCCACGGGCCUCCCUCGACGCGGCAGAGCCGUCGGACGUCCGGCUUACGUUCAGGUGAAACAACUCCCUCCAGACCCUUGAGUGCCAUGAGCCAGCAGUCAAUGAGCAGCGUGAGCUCCUCCAUUGGCGCUCCAAUGCGCUCCAGGCCCGUGGCUGCACCUAGAAGGCCGCGGCCAGCGAGCAUCGCAGUGACUGGGGUCACGAUCGACCCUCCGCCAAGGCACAGCUUAAGCUCUGAACAUAAGAGGCAAGCAGCGGCGGCAGCAGCAGCCGCGGCCUCUCUCAAUGGAACCGGAGACAAGCCACCUGUUCCACGUACAGGAAGCAGUUCUAGGAAAACUAGUUCUGACCGAAUGACUGCCAGCAUGUACGGUGCCAUUCCGUGCUCUGAUAGCACCUCCUCUAUUCCGCCCAAGAAGCCUCCAAAGACUGUCAAGGCAUCACCUCGACCGACUCCUAAAGCAACACCCCUCCAGUCACCAAGAACUGAUACUGCACCAGCACUGCCGCAAGAUCCUUUCCUGAAUCAAACUAAGGUUGCGGAGCCUUCUCCUAAAGCUGCCACAUCGGUAGCUCCGAGUCCUCCAGCUGAAACAGCACCUGCGCCUUCGCCUGCACCUGCGCCUGCGCACGCAUCAUUACCCAGUGCAUCGCCACUGCAGCUGCAGGCCAAAGCCCCGGAAGCGCCAUUGGUUUCUGUGCAGGAGCCAACGAAUGGCCCUAAGGAUGAGCCAGCAGCACCGGCAGCUCCAGCAGAGCUCACAUUCCAGCAAAUGGAGCAAAAACACCAAGAACAGAUAUGGGAAGCAAGCAGACAGGUUGAAGACUUUUCAACCAGUGUAACAUCUGCUCCUGUAUCUACAGAUAACUUGUCUUCUGAAGCUGUGGACAUGACCGCUUCUAUGAUUGCCAAACAGCGUAUUACUACUGAAGAGGAAGCCAAGGCUGCCCUUGCUGAGAGACGGCGUCUUGCUCGGGAGCAAGCGGAAAGAGAAGCAGAACUUGAAAGACAACGCCUUGAAGCAGAGCGCUUGGCUGAAGAAGAAAGAUUACGCCAAGAGGAAGAAGAUCAAAGGCGAUUUGAAGAAGAGCAGGAACGGUUAGCGGUAGAAGCUCGUAGGGCAGAGGAGCAACGACUCUUGCAAGCUAUUGAGGAGGCUCAAAAGAGGGAGGAAGAGGAGAGAAAAAGGAGAGAGGAAGAAGCUCAACAGAAAGCAGAAAAAGAGGAAGCAGAAAAGAAAGCAAAGGAGGAGGCUGAGAAGCAAAGAAAAGAGAUGGAACUGAAAUUGAAGAAAGAAGAAGAAGAACGUAUGGAGCGUCGUAAGAGGGUAGAAGCUAUAAUGCUACGUACCCGUGGUAAAGGUACCACACCUACCUCUACUCCUACUAAGGAAAAUGGUGAUUUAAAUCAAAUAGAAAACGAGGAGCCACAGCCUUCUGAAACUAUUCAGGAAGCAAAGUCUGUCUCCCCAGCCACAACUUCUAGUCAAAGCAAUGGACACAGCAAUGGCAUGGACAGCAUAAAACAGAAUAAUGCAGCAAACGUGCUGUUAGACCUCUCUGAACACAACUCUGUUCACAGUGGCGAUCUAUUGGGUUCUCUGUCAAAUGAAGACUGCAUUAAUUCCAAUCUUAAUGCAAAUAAUGGACUUAUCAAUGGUCCAGCUCCGCUCAUUGCAGCAUUCAAUGAUUCCACUCUCAGCAAGAAACAGGACUCAAAUGUUGUGACAGAUUUGUUAUCAUAAGCAUGCGAUGUAGACUAGGAAAAUUAUGAAUGAGCAGAAAGAUGUGCACUAAGUGACCCUGCAAAAUACAGUGUGUACUUGAAUGAAUUUUGCGUGUAACCCGAAGACUGCUGAAUAAAUGAAUUUUUAUGUGAGCGUGUGACACCUUGGUGAUUAAUAGUGCAUAAAAUGUGAACAAUGGUGCUAAGCAAAAUGGUGGGCAUGGGUCAACAGGCAGCUAAACACACUUCCAGCCGCAACUGGCAAGAAGAUUUUAGCAGCUAGGCCCUUGUCGUCAUCUUCUUCAGCCCACUCCAAUUACUGCUUUUAAAUAUGCAUCAUAAUUAAGUGGUAUUUUAAUUCCUUUUUUACUUGUAACGGUUUUCAAAGUAUGUGUGGUACUAAAAUGAAAUUUAAGCUCACCUAGUCAGAUGGAAAAUAAAAUGUGCAGUGAGCAGGAGAGGCAGUUUAUCAGGGGCUAGGCAAUACCAUUAUAUUUUUUCUUACUUUUGUUUUUCUUCAAUUGUUUACUUUAAACCUUCAAAAUAACAAAAUUGUAAGUCAAUAUGUGCAGAGGCAGCACGAUGGAGUCAGUUGUUUAUGACCUGGCACCAUUCUAUCAUGUGUGACAUGUGCAUGCGCAAACAACAUGUUUUGCCUGUCCAUCUCUCCAUUACUAGCUCUGAACAAUGUUAGAAAUGCUAGUAAGUUCUGAGUGACUAAUGUUGUAAUAAGUAAUCUUCAAUUUGCACUCCUGCUGCUGACUUGUCGGUAGAAAUAUUACUUAACUUCUGUAACCUUGUGUAACAUCAUGUAACAUCCUGCUGUGUGUAUCAUACCUUCCUUGAUCACUUUAGGCUGGUCUUUCAAAUUCUCACCUUAUUUAUUGCUUUUAUUUCUUGGAAGAUCUUUUGUUUUAAUGUUGCCUCAAGGAGGAAAGAGGGUAGUGAUUACCUGGAAGAAAGAAUUUGUAAAGUUGGAGGUCAGGAACCCCAAUUAAAGAGAGUAAAUGACACUGUGUUAAGUUUGAAUAUAGUGUAAUAUUUUAAUGGACUCAGAUUAUCCAGCUAAUGAGAAAUUCGCUGGCAGUGGCUGGCCCAGCCAGGUGUGCUGUUUUUGUGAAAACCAACUUGUUUAAAUAAAUUGUAUUCUCAUUUUAUGUAAAUGCUUGUAAUAAAGUGCUUUAUCAGAUUCAA